AUGGAUUUACUUGAUAUUGCUCAAAAGUUUCGAGCUGGGAAACAUCAUUCAGCUCAUAAUGAUGAUGUAUUUAUCGAUCGUUUAAAUCACCGUUAUACUGUGACGGCCAUUCUUGUUUUUGCUGGUAUUGUUACAACUCAACAAUAUUUUGGAUCGCCAAUUAGUUGUUGGUUUACUGGUAGUUAUGAAAAAUAUGCCAAUGAUAUAUGCUGGAUAAUGAACACGUAUUAUGUGCCAAUGAAUGAUGAUAUACCACAUUCAGAAACAAGGAGAUAUGAAAAAAUGUUAAAAUAUUAUCAAUGGUCACCAUUUAUUUUAAUGUUUAUGGCAUUAUGUUUCUAUUUUCCUCGUAUGUUAUGGCGUACAUUAAAUAAUAAAUCAGGUCUUGAUAUUGAAAAUUUAGUUGGUGCUGCUAUGGAUCAAGAAAAAGCUGAAAAAUAUGAAGAAAAACAAAAAACAAUCGAGUAUAUUGUGGGUUCAAUUCGACAUUAUGUUGAAAAUCGUUAUAAUUCUCGUUUGACACCAUUAUCUGCCCAACAUAAUUUAACACACGGUAAGAAACAACCGGAAAAUUUAUUAAAAAAAUUUGGUCGAAUUAUUUUUUUUUGGACAAGUCGGCGUUUAAGUUGUUAUCUUGUUGUAUUAUUCACGGUUGUUAAAUUGUUAUAUUUUACAAAUUCUGUGAUACAAAUAUUUUUGUUAAAUGCCUUUCUUGGUAAUGAUUAUCAUCUAUUUGGAUUUGAAGUACUGAAUAAAUUUGUUCGCGGUCAAGAUUGGGGUGAAAGUAAACGUUUUCCAAGAGUAACAUUAUGUGAUUUUCAUAUUCGAGAAAUUGGUAUUGUUCAUCGAUAUACGGUACAAUGUGUACUACCAAUUAAUUUAUUUAAUGAAAAAAUAUUCUUAGCUCUAUGGUUUUGGAUCUUAUUAUUAGCAGCAUUCAAUAUAGGCGAUCUUUUAGCGUGGCUCUCACGUGUCAUUCGUGCUGAUAGUCGGACAUAUUAUGUACGAAAAAAACUAGCAAUGACCCGUUCAACAACAGAUGGUGAUAAAUCAGAUAAUGAUAAAAUAAUAGCAAAUGAAUUUGUUCAAAAUUAUUUACAAGAAGAUGGUUGUUUUGCAUUACGUUUAAUAGCACGAAAUGGACAAGAUUUAAUUGUUGGAGAUAUUGUCAGAGAGUUAUACAAUGGUUUUAAAAAAAAAUACAUAGAAUCUCGUACAGAUACAGAUCAUUUAUUACCAGAACAACAAAAUUUAUUUCCUACAUCAAGACCAAUUAUGGUAACAUCAACUACAACAACAAUAGAAAAUAAUUUUGGGAAACACCCCGAAGAACGAGAACGAUUUAAAACAUAG
This is a messenger RNA of Didymodactylos carnosus, 1353 nucleotides long. The record is from the annotation of a GenBank genome assembly. Lineage: Eukaryota; Metazoa; Rotifera; Eurotatoria; Philodinida; Philodinidae.